Messenger RNA from Kuraishia capsulata CBS 1993, 1038 nucleotides. RefSeq lists its product as uncharacterized. The transcript has a single exon. Gene Ontology annotation, molecular function: protein-arginine N-methyltransferase activity. The coding region runs from base 1 to 1038 and encodes 345 amino acids. Gene Ontology annotation, biological process: peptidyl-arginine methylation. NCBI's taxonomy places the organism in Eukaryota, Fungi, Ascomycota, Pichiomycetes, Pichiales, Pichiaceae. The record is from RefSeq and is a predicted model, not a curated record. Gene Ontology annotation, cellular component: nucleus.
AUGUCCGGAGAUUCGUCUGCUACUGAUAAGGCCACGCUGCCGUUUAGCGAGCAGCAUUAUUUUUCAUCCUAUGACCACUUCGGUAUUCACGAAGAGAUGCUAAAGGAUACGGUCAGGACUCUGAGUUACAGAAAUGCCAUCAUGAAGAACAAGGACCUUUUCAAGGACAAGGUGGUUCUUGAUGUUGGCUGUGGAACUGGGAUUCUUUCAAUGUUUGCCGCCAAAGCUGGUGCCAAACAUGUCAUCGCCGUCGACAUGUCCAACAUCAUUGAGAUGGGUCAGAAGAUCGUGGAUCUUAACGGACUGGGCGACAAAAUCACACUUUUGAGAGGAAAGUUGGAAGAUGUUGUGCUUCCAUACAAAAAGGUGGAUAUUAUUAUCUCUGAGUGGAUGGGAUACUUUCUCCUCUACGAAUCCAUGCUUGACACUGUACUGUAUGCUAGAGAUCACUACCUUGUCGAGGGAGGACUCAUUUUCCCAGACAAGGCUUCUAUUAAACUUGCCUUGAUCGAAGACGGUAACUACAAAGAUGAGAAGAUUCACUACUGGGAAAACGUGUAUGGCUUUGACUAUUCUCCGUUCAUCGAUAUUGCCAUGGCCGAGCCAUUGGUUGAUAUUGUCGACAACAACUCCGUGGUUACGAAUGCUGUGACCGUUUCCGAGAUCGACAUCAACACUGUCAAGAUAUCUGAUUUGCCAUUCGAGACUCCUUUCAAACUCAAGGCCUUUAGAAGCGAUCUGGUUCACGCCGUGGUUGCUUGGUUCGACAUCGAUUUCCCUUUUGACUCUAAAAACGGCGAGAAAGUGACUUUUUCAACUGGUCCACACGCUCAUUACACUCACUGGAAACAGACUGUUUUUUACCUGAACCAAGUCCUUGAUGUGAAGAAGGACGAGGUCGUUGAGGGUAUGAUCGCCUCCAGACCUAAUGCGCAAAACCCAAGGGAACUCGAUCUGGAAAUUCAAUGGGACUUCAAAGCUCAAGGAGAAGGCGACUCAAGAGCCCAAGCUGGUAAACACAACUAUUUCUUGCGCUAA